CAAUACGAUUGUUUUGAAAACAGUGUUUGAAUUUGUCGUAUUUCAAAUAUGGUUUGAGUUUGGUGUACAAACGUGUUUGUGCCAGACAGGAAUGUUUGUUGUCUGUCACACAGGUGAGAGAGAGCAUCUCCUAUUCUCCCAAAAACAAGAUCUGCUGAAAAGAAGGAAGCAGUUGCUCGAUAUUAAAUUGCAAUUGCAGAAGGAUAUUCACACUACUCAACCAAUCGACUUUGGUAGCAAGUAUGGGGCACUGUCUGAAGCAAAGGCUUUAUCAAUUGCAGAUAGAUUGCAUCACAGAUUUUCAGAUGUACGGUUUCUUGAACGAUUGGAGUGCCACAUGCUAUGUGGUUUGAAGGUUGUGGAUUACAAUAAAUCUAAACUGGUAGUGCAGUUCAGACCGUCUUAUCUGGAGAAGAUUCUUCCAGAGGUCUAUGCUAUAUGUCUUUUGGCAGGAAAUAAUGGUCAUUCUGUUGAGAAGUAUUAUCUACCACAUUCGGUACAGAUGAGAACAGUGGUACAACGAUGGUCUCCUCUCAAACAGGAAAAUUUGAAAAACUUUUUGCUAGAUAUAAAACAGCAGAUAAAUGCUUUCCAUCAUCGGCAGAACCAGGUGCUGGAACUCAAGGAAUGGGCCAACAGUCAAAAUAUAACACUAAAAGUAUUCCAUCCAUUCUCAUUAAAUUAUAUUGUAAUCACUGUAAGAAUGGAUGACACUCUGAAAACAACGAAUUGUGGAUCAGUGAAUCUGGUAAUCCAUUAUGAUUCAGAUUGUUACCUACCAACAACAAUUGAUAUUGAGAGCAGUGAAAUGGAGGAGGAAGAAUUAGCUGUUGCAAAGGAACAGUUUUCAGGCUUCAAAUUAUAUUAUUUGAGAGAAGCUUUUGAAAUAUGCUGCAUUAAAACCGAAAGAUUUUCAUUGUCUACAAAGGUAGAUGUACCAAAUGAAAACUUGAAUGAAGAGGGUAAUGAUAGCAUCUCAAUAUCAGAGGAUGUGAGCAGCGAUGCUGUCCCUGAACAAGUGAACAGAGAAAAUAGAUUGUUGCCAAUUGUGGAAGAAGCAAGAAAGUCCAAAUCAGAAUUGUCAGCAAAAGGAGAAAGAAACAGAAAUGGACAUAAUAGCUCAGCAUCAUCUGAAGAAAUUAUUGCGGAAAGGAGCACGACUGAUGCACCUGAAAUGAUGGAGACAAGAAAGUCCAAAUUAAAAUCUUUGCCAAAAAGAAGAAGAAAAAAGAAUAAAGAUACAGGCACAUCCUUAGCUGAGGAUGAUGAUAUUGCAGAAAUGAGCACAAGUGAUGCCUCUGAAAAGAUUGCUGAGGUUCACUUACAGUUGGAAGCCAAAAGGAGUUUAGGCUCGGUCCUACAGAAAGCAAAAAAAUCAAGGCCUAAAUCUUCUACCAAAGGAACAAGGAAAAAGAAAAGCCCACAUAACCAUUCCACAAACCAAGUAACAAAAGAAAUCUGUACACCUGACCAAACAAAUAAAAUUACACGUUACAUUUUAAGAAGUAGAAGAUAAUAAGUCAAUGAUGCUGUGUGUGUGUAUGUAUGUAUGUAUGAAUGAAAACCAUUUGGUAAAGCACUAUGUACUAUGUAAUAUAGAUGUCUCUAAAGCUGUGUUGUAUGAAGUAAUAAUCUGUUACUACCCUUCUCUCUCUCUCUCUCUCUCUCUCUCUCUCUCUCUCUCUCUCUCUGUGUGUGUGUGUGUGUGUGUGUGUGUGUGUGUGUGUGUGUGUGUGUGUGUGUGUGUGUGUCUGUGUUUGUAAAACUUACAAAUGAUAAAAGUGAUAAAAUAUAGGUUGUCAGUUUAAAAAAAUUAAUUUAAACCUUGAUGAUUUUGUAAUUUUUUGUCACCUAUCAAAAUAAGGUAACUUGAAAUAUUUAAGACUGUUGGACUUUUCAUUUUAGAGUUUUUUAAUCUCCAAAAUUAUGUGAUUUUUGACAAAUUUUGAAACCACAGAUUGGCCAUAUCUUCAACACUAUUUGACUUGCAGACCUUCUAGUUUCUUAUAAGGUUUAGAAAUAUGUGUUACUUGACAGUACUCAUAAGUGUACUAAAUUUUCUCAAACCAAUUUUUUUUAAAUUGAAAAUAUUUUAAUAACACAUUUUUUGUGCUGAAAAAAUUUUCUGUUGUAUACUAUUUACACCAAAUUACAUGACAGUAUUCCAAUGGGAAAAAUUGUGAAAUAAAUUUUAUUUGAUUGCAGUUUGCUUUGCCAGCUGUACCAAACUGCCCAUGGUUUUUAGGCUGUUUCGUAAAACUAAAGUUAAUAUCAAAUUAUAGAGCACAAAUUAAGCACA
This is a messenger RNA of Schistocerca gregaria, 2299 nucleotides long. RefSeq lists its product as uncharacterized. The transcript is spliced from 8 exons. The record is from RefSeq and is a predicted model, not a curated record. Lineage: Eukaryota; Metazoa; Arthropoda; Insecta; Orthoptera; Acrididae. Bases 92 to 1516 code for a protein of 474 amino acids.